CUAGUUUAUUAUUACAAAAAUAUACGCCUUAACGAUUUUAAAUUUCAUUUACCGUCUAAACGCAUUGAAUUAUUAUAUGCAUUGUCAUCAUUUGUCAACUCCAACACAAAAGUACAACGACGCAUUAUUACUGAAGUUUAGAUAUACUAUAUUAUGGAAAAGGGGAAAGUACAUGUGAAAAACGAGCAUCGUGGCGUGCCUGCACAAACACAACAACAAUUAACGCCAAAAAUUGCUGAAGGACAUCCUGUAACGUCACUAUCACCCGAAUUGAAAACUUCACCCUAUAUGGGAAUGCACCAUAACUUAGAGCAUCCAACACAAGCCGUGUACUACCAUCCUCAACGUCCAUCAUCCAAAACGAAUCCAGCAAAUAUUUCGGAAUGUGAUACUAUCGGAAAUUCCGCUAAUGAUGGUAUUUUCCCCACAUGUUACGUGUGUGGCGGUAGUGGGGGCUGCGAAUCUCUACGCGUGCGUCCUAAUCAAGAUUGUCCAACUGAACCGUAUUUCCCAUUUUUGGAACGGCACGAACCACCUAAUGGUGUACCUAAGGUUACGACUACACAACCCUAUGUAAUUGCUUGUAUGCUAUGUUAUCGUUCUUUGCGUGAACAAUGGGACUCGUACGAACGAAAGAAGAAACCGCAUUUACAACGUUUGUAUCAUAUGAAACGAGUUGAUGGCAAAAGUUACAUUGGCGCCGACAUACAAACCCAGGGUGAGUACGCUGCACAGGUGCUGGGACUAAGUGCCGAACAUUUACAGCAUGGCAAUUUGCAUGAAGAUUUCGCCUAUUUAAGUGGCGUACCACGCACACCCAAUCGCGCCGAUUACGAACGUCAAUCGAAUGUGACAAAUCAAUAUUAUCCUUUGCAACCGAACGAACCGUCAUCGUCCAUACAUUAUGCUCAAACGAAUAACACGCCUAGCUCAACGGCACAACAAUACUGUGAUUACUAUAAUCGAAAUUUCAAUGCUACCUUGAAUGGCCAAAUGACGCCGCAACCAAAAGAAAAACAAACUGGCACCACGCAGUUACCUAAGAGUGUGACACACAUGAAUGAAGAGCCGGCAACUGUGGAAACACGCAAACCUGUCGGUAGUGGUUCAUCACCAUAUGACUCGAUAAAUAUCAAAUCGUCCUCUUUUGCUCAUCAUAAAUUUAAAUUGGGUCAGAUUUCGUGUAUGAAUUCAGCAACAGCGCGUAAUGAGCUCAAUUCAUUAAAUGAUACACAAAAAUCGCUACAUGCAAGUGCGGACAGUAAGCAACAACAACAACAGCAACGACAAGAUCGUAUCAGUCCACAUUAUGACUAUGGAAUGCCGGCUGGAGUUGUUGGCGGCCACUCCAAAGCCGCCUCAAUGGCUGAUAUUGACGAUGCAAGUGCAGCCUUAGAUUUGCGUAAUUCAGCAAAUAACAUCUGUGAACCAUACAUGUUGUCAUGCGGCACCUCACGCCAAAUGUUUCGAAAUCCCUCACCUAGCAGUAAUGCCACCAAUCAAGUCGAUGUCGGCAUCUUAGACUUGUCAAUGCCCGACAAGAAUUCAUUAACUGAAGUUUGUUACGUCUGCGGUGAUGAGCAGCGACGUGGCAGUCUCAUUGAGCUGAGCACUGUGCGUUCAAAAGAUGGGAAGGGUCGUCAUCAUCCAUAUUUUCCGAUAUUCAAUGAACAAAUUCCGCGCCCACCGCGCUCGCGUCCCAAAGAUCCACGUGGCAUGAUACAGGCCUGUCAAUUAUGCUAUGAACAUCUCAUACAACAAUGGAAUAACUAUCAGACUACACAAACACCUGAAAAUGAACGCUCCUAUACGUUACGUAAGAAACCUACAUCCGUCACAGAACGCACCACAUUUGUUUGUUACACAUGUGGCGGCGAUACGCCCUCCUCACGUUUGCGACUCGUCUACUGUUGUCCAAAUGCGGAGCGUGAACCCUACUAUCCCUUCAUAAAAACAAUGAAAGCUUUCAAAAAUGCUAGUCCAAUCAGUCCACAGGGCAUGGUGCAAAUAUGUUCCUCAUGCUAUGAAAAGCAUUUAUAUUUGGCGGAAGGUGGUAGCAAUACUACAAUGGCAGCGUCUACCACUACCGGUCGUAUAUCGGGUGGACCGGCUGAUAAUAAUGCGGCCGGCGGUGUAAUUUACAGCGUCGAUGGUGACGCAAGUCUCAGCAACAACAAUGUGAUUGCCACAAGCGCUGAGGGUGCAGGACGUUACACACCCUCCGAAAAGUCAUUGGCCAAUUCUGAUUCGACAAGUAAUGUGAAAUUUAAGCCAUACGAACCGAUUUCAAAUAGUUCUCCAUCCACACAGCGCGAUUUCAAAUUUGCACGACAGGGUGAUUCACGUCCCAAUUCGCCGACAUCAUCAUCUCAGGGCCCAGGCGACAGUGAACGUGGACAAUAUCCCUGCUACAUUUGCAAAACCCUCUGCGCCGCCAAUAAAAUGGAGUGGUUAUCCACAAGCGCCGAACAUAUGAAUUCGCAUGCCAUGCAUUUUCCCUGCUUACGCGGCAGCAGCAGCAGCAAUAAUGGUCGUGAUAACGUCAGCCUAAGCGGCAAUGGCAACUCUGUCAAUAAUAAUGAUAACAAUAAUCGUGUGCUUGCCUGUAAGGAUUGUGUGAAUUAUUUGGCACGUCAGUGGGAGACAAUGGAUGCUGAGCGUGUGCCAUUGGAGCAUAGAAGAUAUAAUAUACCUUCGCCGAUGAUCACUUCAAGUUCACCGAAUGGUUCACGUCAUGGUGGCCUCACAAUAACGACACCACCGUCUACGCCUUCUGUGUCUUCAACACCUGCCAGUACAUCGAUUUAUUGUUUUCUAUGCGGUUUGCAUUCGGAUUUGACAUUGGCGCGGGUGUUGUAUGCCAGUAAAGAGGGCUCUCGACCAUAUUUCCCCCAUCUCCUCAAACACAACUCGUUGCCAAAUGCCGAACAGUUGCGUAAGGAUUACUCAGCGCUUGUUUGUACAUUUUGCUACCACUCCAUGUUGAAUCAGUGGCGCAAGUAUGAAGCACAGACACCAGCAGCUAUAGCACCAACCGAACGUAAAUACAAUUGGCAUGAUUAUAUUUGUCAUUUGUGCGGCAUUACGACAUACCGUAAACGUGUACGCGCACUACCCGUUAAUGAGUUUCCAUUUGUGAAAAAUCGUAAAAAUGGCGAUGGUCUUUUGUUGGAGAAUGGCGAAUACGCUGUGGUUUGUUUGGAUUGCUAUGAGAGCCUUAGACAACAAGCCUCGCAUCAUGAUCGUUUUGGUGUACCGAUUUCUAGGCGUGGAUACAAUUGGGUGCCACAACCACCACCGCCCGAGGACAGUCCGGAUGUUGCUGUAGCGCGUUUGCCAUGCGGAGAGCGUUCGGAUCGAUUUCCUAUCAACACCACCCUCAGAUCCAUUUCUAAUAAGAAGAUUGCAUCGCCGAAGCAAGGCGAAAAAACAAAAGAUGUUCCCCCAAAGAGUGGUCAAAAGCGCCCAGCAACAAGUCCAGCACCACCCAUCCCAUCGCCCCAUCACAUACAAUCGCCCUCCACCACACCCGGCGCUGGCAAUAGCAGCGGCGCAAAUGCUGCUGCGCAAAUGACGUCCAAUCCGGCGUUGCUGAAUCAUGUUAUGUCACCCAAUCAAUUGAGUGGCCUACAAGCAGCCUCCUUGCAACAACAACAGCAACAGCAUCAGGCACAUCAACAGGCCGUUGCGGCCGCAGCAGCAGCCGCACAAGCGCAACAACAACAAAUGGUCGGCGUACCAGGUGCAUUGACCGCGGCACAAGCGAGCGCACGCGGACCCUUCGCCUCAGCAUUACGCAACUUGGCUAAGCAGGCCGACAUCAAGGAGGAAGAUGAUAUCAAUGUUAAUGUACGCGUCGAACGCAAUGAACGCGCAGUACCGCUAGGUGCGGGCAGCAGCGGUGGUGGUGGCGUGCCCGGUGGCGGCGUUGCAGUAGGUGUGCCCGCUGCGGUGAGUGUUGCUAAUACCAAUGUGGUGAAUGUGUCCAAUACGACGCGUUCGUCGAUGUCAAACGAUCGGCUGCCACCAACCGGUGGCGGCGGUGGUGGUGGGCAAAUUAGUGGCGUAGACGAACGUAUUAUGGCCAAAAAGCGCGCUGGCUCGUCACCGCAACCAGCUGAGAAGAUCGCACGCAUGUCUUCGCAACAGUCGGUGCAAAUGCAGCCAGAGUUGUUGGCGCGCAGUGGUUUUCAACCAUAUCGAUCGGAUGAACGUCUGAUACAUCCGGCUGGCGCUUUUCCAUUGGAUGCCUAUGCCACCUUCGCCGGUUUGCCAACAAUGCCGCCAGGACCAUUCUUGAGUCCAGCUGGUCUGCCUUAUUCCGAACAAUUGUACUUAGAUCAACGCUUUCAAAUGUUACGUGCAGCCGGUUCUCACCACACACAUCCACACGCCCUCUAUCCACCAAUGGCUUCUCCCUAUGCUUCGCAUUUGUAUUCGAUGAUACCGAGUGCAGCGCUUGGUUUGGGCUCCGCGUUGCAUGAACGCAUGAAAUUGGAAGAGGAACAUCGCGCGCGUAUCGCCAGAGAGGAGGAGCACGAAAGGGAAAUGCAGCGGGAAAAGGAGCAACGAGAGCGCGAACGUGAACGUGAACAGCGGGAACGCGAACAACGUGAGAAAGAGCAACGAGAACGCGAACAACGCGAAAAGGAGCAACGUGAAAAGGAACAGAAAGAGAAGGAAGCACGUGAGCGUGAAUUGCGUGAGAAAGAGCGAGAAGCAAGAGAACGCGAAAGGCAAAUACUAUCAGCUUCGCAUCAUUAUACAAGCCAGUUGUAUUCGCCAUUGGGUCGCAAUCUACUCGGUCCCAUGAUGCCACACUUGAGUUUAGGCUUGCGUGCACCGCCCGGUGCUCUACACAGUCUACCGCCAAUGUCCGCAUAUCAUGCGGCGAGUCAACGUCAGAGCCCACACUCUGCAAUGGGUCUCAAUCUCGGUCUGCCCGGUUUGGGUAGUGUACCAUCGCUGUCGCAUGGUCCUGGUGGCCUACCACAUCAUCUGCAACAAUCUGCGCUGGGGCUGGCACAUCCAAGUGCUGCUGGUUUAACGCAUCCCGGUUUUCCGGGAGCCGCUUUAGGUUUGUCACACCACGGUAUAAAUUUGACACAUCCACAUAUCUCACCACACCAUCCGGCAAUGGUGCCCAGUCAUCAGAUUUCACCACACUCUUCGUCAAUAGCCUCGACAUCGACCACUACCACAUCGCCGCACAAUCUGAACUUGAGUAUGCAAAGCAAUGCGGGUGCCAGCAUGAAGGUAUCAGUGCCCAAUAGUGUUUCACAAACUUCAGUAUCGGGUUUGCAGUCCUCCACUAGCAUGACGCAAGCCACUUCAACGCUGUCCUCACACAUUCCGCAAAUGAGCAACUCACUCUACCACUCGCAUCACUCUAGUCAACAGCAUCUAUCCAGCGCUGGAUUGGCGCCCACAUCAGCGCAUCAACAGCCGUCAACCUCAAUGCCCCUUUCGCUAACUAGUAAUUCGGGUCGCAGCCAUUCGGCAUCACCGAUAACAAUGAAAGCAACAACGCAAUCGUCAAACAACAAUCCCGGCAUGCAUAAUCAAAACGGUGGACGCUCAGCCAGCAGUCCACACGCUGCACGUCAGCUGGCCAUGAGCCAAACGCAACACCAACAAAAUGCUGGAAUACACGACAAACAAAACACCUUGACGCCGAGUGCACUCGAGCCGGCCACAUUAGAUCUAACCGGUUCGAAUUCCAACUCCAGCGUACAGGUCUCAUCCGUAGCCAGUAGUGGCGGCGGCGGUCACAAUACACAUCCAAAUGAGUUGAACGGUGGCAGUGGAGUGGAAGCAACUGCCGUUGGGGAACGCAAAGAUUCCUCCGCAGGGAUCGCAAAAAAUCUCUCGCUCAAUGUAAGCACCACCGAUAAGAGAAGUCCAUCGACAUCGCCCACAGUAGCCGCCAAAGAUAAUGCUGCCGCAUACAAUAUGACCGUCUCCAACAAUGCUGAUGAUCCGGCGCGUCAAUGCAGUCCCAACAGCGCGAUGUCCACCACGGCCGAACCGCAUACAUCUGUGUCGCCGCCAGCGAAGCCAACAAUUGGAGGUGGUGAUUCCGGAGUACAUGGAACAGGAGCAGGUUCAGGUAAUUACAGCAACAAUUCCAAAGUUAUGGCCGUACCGUCAGAGACCAUUGUCAAAACCACCGGUGGUGACCCCACGACUGAUGUUUUUGCGCUCAAAACACAAAGUGUGCCGCCGCCCAACGAAACGGUGCUACCGGUGGUUAGCGUCACAGAUGUGCAGUCGACAGCAACGCCGACCAACACCAACACAAACAGCAGCACACACACGCACAAAACCUCACCGACGACCACCACGCCCGAUGCGUGUGCCAGCGCCGGUGGCGUGACCUCCACCACUGGUGGCAGCACCUCACCGCCGGUGGUGAGUAGCAGCACGAAUAUUGUAAACAAUAAAACACAACCGAAGGCCAAUUGCGAUGAGACGGUGUCCAGUGCGACGCCGACAACGACCACAGCCGCAAUUGAGGUGAACGGCGGCGGCGGUGGUGCUGCGGCUGGUGGUGGUGGCGGUCGGUGAUACUGUGCUGCCGUGUGUCGACACCAACAACAACAAAAGCAACAACCACACGGGAGUGUGUACGCCAAACGCUCAACUUCAGCCUAUGCGC
This is a messenger RNA of Zeugodacus cucurbitae (melon fly), 6658 nucleotides long. RefSeq names its product Protein split ends (gene px). The coding region runs from base 154 to 6567 and encodes 2137 amino acids. The record is from RefSeq and is a predicted model, not a curated record. The transcript has 13 exons. NCBI's taxonomy places the organism in Eukaryota, Metazoa, Arthropoda, Insecta, Diptera, Tephritidae.